GCCAAAUGUCAAUACAUCCUACAAAGGGUUUGUUUACGUUGAAAGUGCAUUGCCGGUGUCGUUUAAUUAGAUUGUUUUGUACAUAUUAUGAUAUGACUUUGUUAAAGCUGUAUGCCAUGUUGGCAGUCACUGUGGUGAUAUUGUCCACAAGUCACAAUGCUGUUCAAGGAAAAUGCACCAAAGUGUGUGAACACAAGGGCCAUCUUGAUCAGAAUAAUUGCACUUGCAAAUGUCAAGGCCUAUGGGAAGGAGAUACAUGUGAUACAUGCACCUUGAACUGUUUAAAUGAUGGCUGUCGUCGUGAGGCUAGUUGCUUUUGUGAUUGUAAAUACUACUGGAGAGGAAAUCGUUGUGAAAAAUGUUCCUUAAAAUGUGUUCAUGGGGAACUUGAUGGGAAACAUUGCCUAUGUGAGUGUUAUGGCCUGUGGACUGGAGAUAAAUGCGACAUCUGCUCGGCUGAUUGUUUUAAUGGUGGCUCCUUUCACGAAGAAACCUGCUCGUGUACUUGUCCAAGCAACGUGGGUGGACCUGAGUGCCAAUUGUUUCCUAAGGCCAUGCAUGAGGCUGAUGGUUUAAGUGUAGGUACUAUAGUGGUGAUUGCCGUCGCUUGUUUGGUGGCUGUCACUGCUCCUGUGCCUUGGGUAUUGUACAUGAGAAGGAAAAGACAAAAUCGAAAAGAACAGAACGCGCUUAUUAAGAAAAAUGUUCAAAGCCAAGCUAACCUGUCCUUCUUGCCUUAGUAACCCAAUACUAAAGAGGAAGAAAGGACAGUACACCAACAACAGAACAAAGUUUGUCUUUUUGUCUGAAAAUAGUUCAUAAAUAAAGUUUGUUUUGUUUA
This is a messenger RNA of Gigantopelta aegis, 841 nucleotides long. RefSeq names its product protein delta homolog 1-like. The transcript is spliced from 8 exons. The record is from RefSeq and is a predicted model, not a curated record. Lineage: Eukaryota; Metazoa; Mollusca; Gastropoda; Neomphalida; Peltospiridae. Bases 6 to 740 code for a protein of 244 amino acids.